Molecule: messenger RNA, 444 nt
Organism: Entrophospora sp. SA101
Lineage: Eukaryota; Fungi; Glomeromycota; Glomeromycetes; Entrophosporales; Entrophosporaceae
Source: the annotation of a GenBank genome assembly
AUGUACGAAUUUCCAACACUUGAUGAGCUAUGCUUAGGAGAGAUUUCUAGUUGGGGUGUCGAGAUAGAUGAGUCAUUAAAAGCCAUUUCUAUUCCAGACAAUUUGGUGGCAUUGGAGUUGAGAUAUGUUCGAACUCUGGAUUUAGUUCAGUAUGUUAUCGAGCAAGAAUUGAGUAAUAAUCGGGCACAAAUCAGGCAAAACCCAGGUAAUAAUCAGGCAAAAACUGGUGGAUCUACCGUUGCCGAAAAUUUUCAAGGGCGUGGAUAUAAAUUAGAUAGCACUAGAGAACGUGAACUUGAAUCUGAACGUAAUGAGUUACUCAUUAAAACUGAAUUUUUUGCUAAUAAAUGUUCUGAUUUUAGAAAUGCCAAAGUGCUUGCAGAAACACGAUCAGAUGGGCUUGAAAAAGAGUUGAAAUCAAAAAAUGAAAAGAUUUUGCUUUAG